AUGGAUAACGACUUAUUUGAUGUCUUUUCUGAGGAACCAGCUGUGGUUCCGGAUAUGUCAGACGAAGAAGUCGAAGCAGUCUCAAGCGAGUCCAGCGACUUAACUAAGAGCAAUAAUGUGAAACGUGACAUCUCAGAUAGCGAAGCUAGUGCAGAUGAUAAAUCAAAGAGAGUAAAGCCUAAUAAGCCAACAAAAGCAAAAAAGAAGGAAACAGUGGUUCCUGUUGUGGCAGAUUCUUUCGAACAAGAGGCCUCGAGAGAAGUCGAUGCAUCUGCUGGGUUGACUAACGCAGCCACAACUCAAGUUGAGCAGGAUGGUAAGGUUAGAUUAUCUCAUCAAGUGCGUCAUCAAGUUGCCUUACCUCCAAAUUACGAUUAUAAGCCAAUUGCUGAACAUAAAAGAACAAACGAGGCCAGAACAUAUCCUUUCACUUUAGAUCCAUUCCAAGACACUGCAAUCUCCUGUAUCGAUAGAGGUGAGUCUGUGUUAGUUUCUGCACACACAUCUGCCGGUAAAACUGUCGUUGCAGAAUAUGCGAUUGCUCAAUCCUUGAGAGAAAAGCAAAGAGUCAUUUACACAUCUCCUAUCAAGGCCUUAUCUAACCAAAAGUAUAGAGAAUUGCUAGCAGAAUUUGGAGAUGUUGGUUUAAUGACUGGUGAUAUUACCAUAAAUCCAGAUGCUGGUUGUUUAGUUAUGACAACCGAAAUUUUAAGAAGUAUGCUGUAUAGAGGUAGUGAAGUUAUGAGAGAAGUUGCUUGGGUCGUCUUCGAUGAGGUACACUAUAUGAGGGAUAAGGAACGUGGUGUUGUUUGGGAAGAAACUAUUAUUUUAUUACCUGACAAGGUUCGUUAUGUGUUUUUAUCUGCUACUAUUCCAAAUGCCAUGGAAUUUGCGGAAUGGAUUUGUAAAAUUCAUUCUCAACCGUGCCAUAUUGUCUAUACAAAUUUCCGUCCAACUCCCUUGCAACAUUAUCUAUUUCCUGCUCAUGGUGAUGGUAUUUAUUUAGUUGUAGAUGAAAAAAGUACAUUCAGAGAAGAAAAUUUCCAGAAGGCCAUGGCCUCCAUUAGCAACCAAGUAGGAGAUGAUCCAAACUCUAUUGAUUCAAGAGGUAAAAAGGGCCAGACAUACAAAGGUGGCGCUGCGAAAGGUGAUGCUAAGGGUGAUAUCUACAAAAUUGUUAAAAUGAUUUGGAAAAAAAAAUACAAUCCGGUCAUCGUUUUCUCUUUCAGUAAGAGAGAUUGUGAAGAGCUAGCUUUAAAGAUGUCCAAACUCGAUUUUAAUUCAGAUGAUGAAAAAGACGCCUUAACUAAAAUUUUCAACAAUGCAAUUGCAUUGUUACCAGAAACUGAUAGAGAAUUACCUCAAAUCAAACAUAUUUUACCUCUAUUAAGAAGAGGUAUUGGUAUUCAUCACUCUGGUUUAUUGCCUAUUUUAAAAGAAGUUAUCGAAAUUCUUUUCCAAGAGGGUUUCUUAAAGGUUCUUUUUGCUACAGAGACUUUUUCAAUUGGGUUAAAUAUGCCUGCAAAGACCGUUGUAUUCACAUCUGUUAGAAAAUGGGAUGGUCAGCAAUUCCGUUGGGUAUCUGGUGGUGAAUAUAUUCAAAUGUCGGGCCGAGCUGGUCGUCGUGGUUUAGAUGAUCGUGGUAUUGUUAUCAUGAUGAUUGACGAGAAAAUGGAACCUCAAGUUGCAAAGGGGAUGGUUAAAGGUCAAGCUGACAGAUUAGAUUCUGCUUUCCACCUUGGUUAUAACAUGAUUCUAAAUUUGAUGCGUGUGGAAGGUAUUUCUCCUGAGUUUAUGCUUGAACAUUCAUUCUUUCAAUUCCAAAAUGUCGUAGCUGUACCAGUGAUGGAAAAGAAGUUGAUCGAAAUUGGUAGAGAAGCUGAAUCUAUUCAUAUUGAAGAUGAACAAAAUAUUAAAGAAUACUAUGAAAUACAACAAACACUAAAAGGUUACAACGAAGAUGUUCGCCAUAUCAUGAAUCAUCCUGCCAAUAUACUGAGCUUUUUACAACCUGGUAGAUUAGUAGAGGUUCGUAUUGAUGGGCAAAAUUAUGGCUGGGCCGCGGUCAUUGAUUUCGCUAAAAGAGUGAACAAACGUAAUCCAACUGCUGUUUACACUGAUCACGAAUCAUAUAUUGUCAACGUUGUUGUUAAUACAAUGUAUGUCGAUGCCCCAAUCAAUUUAAUCAAACCUUUCAACCCAACCUUCCCAGAAGGUGUCCGUCCUGCUCAAGAAGGUGAAAAGUCCGUAUGUGCUAUUCUUCCAGUUACUUUGGAGGCCAUCAACUCUGUUGGUAACUUAAGAUUAUUCAUGCCUAAGGAUAUCAGAGCGGGUGGCCAAAAGGAGACAGUGGGUAAAUCUUUACAGGAAGUUAGGCGUAGAUUUCCAAAUGGUAUUCCACUUCUUGAUCCGGUUAAAAAUAUGAAGAUAGAAGACGCUGACUUCCAGAAAUUACUAAGAAAGAUUAAUGUUUUAGAAAAUAAAUUAACUACAAAUCCGUUACAAGGAUCGGUCAAAUUUGACGAAUAUUACAUACAAUACGGUAAAAAACAUAAAUUAAAUGAAGAGAUGAAACAAUUAAAGCACAAAAUCAGUGAGUCUCAAUCGGUAAUCCAGCUAGAUGACUUACGUCGCCGUAAGAGGGUUUUACGUCGUUUAGGUUUCUGCACACCAAAUGAUAUUAUUGAAUUGAAGGGUAGAGUUGCAUGUGAGAUUUCUUCUGGUGAUGAAUUGCUAUUGACAGAAUUGAUUUUCAAUGGUAACUUCAAUGAAUUAAAGCCGGAACAAGCUGCAGCGCUAUUAUCAUGUUUUGCCUUCCAAGAGCGUUGUAAGGAAACUCCAAGAUUAAAGCCAGAACUUUCUGAACCAUUGAAGGCUAUGAGAGAAACAGCUGCUAAGAUUGCUAAAAUUAUGAAAGACUCCAAAAUAGAGGUUGUCGAGAAGGAGUAUGUUGAAAGUUUCAGACAUGAACUGAUGGAAGUUGUUUAUGAAUGGUGUAGAGGUGCAACUUUCACACAAAUAUGUAAAAUGACAGACGUAUAUGAGGGAUCUCUUAUUAGAAUGUUUAAGAGACUAGAAGAACUGGUGAAGGAAUUAAUAGAUGUUGCCAAUACAAUUGGUAACGCAGCCCUCAAAGAAAAAAUGGAAAACGUUGUCAAAUUAAUACAUAGAGACAUUGUCUCUGCUGGUUCGUUGUAUUUAUAG
Molecule: messenger RNA, 3204 nt
Organism: Kazachstania africana CBS 2517
Lineage: Eukaryota; Fungi; Ascomycota; Saccharomycetes; Saccharomycetales; Saccharomycetaceae
Gene: MTR4
Product: ATP-dependent RNA helicase MTR4
Exons: 1
Coding region: 1-3204 (1067 amino acids)
Biological process (GO): maturation of 5.8S rRNA; RNA catabolic process
Cellular component (GO): nucleus
Molecular function (GO): oxidoreductase activity; RNA helicase activity; ATP binding
Source: RefSeq, a predicted model, not a curated record